AGCAGACCCAGAAAUGUAGCACAGGCCUAUCAGGAAGGCUUAAGGAAACAGUUGCCAGCGGCUAGCUCUGAACCAUCUCUCUUGAUCCGUGAUCUUCAGUCUUUGUCCCCCCCUUCUCUACCACCAAAGAAAGGAAGAACACAAGCAAAACAGGGAGAGUUUCAGCUGAAAAAGAUCUUUAACGGAUGUCCACUGAAAAUCCAUUCCGCAACUACCUGGAGGCAUCCAACAACAAAAGAUAUGCAUGUUAUCCUGGGAGCUGAGCAGGGCAUCUAUACGCUAAACCUCUCAGAGUCACAGGCCUCUCUUGACUUGCUGACCACUGGCUGGACAACUUGG
Messenger RNA from Staurois parvus, 339 nucleotides. The record is from the annotation of a GenBank genome assembly. Lineage: Eukaryota; Metazoa; Chordata; Amphibia; Anura; Ranidae.